AUGGCUCCUUAUGAAGCUUUGUAUGGGCGUAAGUGUCGAACACCCCUCUGUUGGGAUGAAGUUGGUGAAAGAAAGUUGCAAAAUGUAGAACUAAUUGAGGUAACCACAGAAAAAGUGAAGGUAAUUCAAGACAGGCUAAAAGUGGCCCAAGACCGGCAAAAGAGCUAUGCUAACAACAGGAGAAGAGAUUUAGAAUUCCAAAUUGGUGACAGAGUUUUUCUGAAGAUAUCACCUUGGAAGGGAGUAAUUCGGUUCCGUAGCAGGGGAAAGUUAAAUCCUCGCUAUAUUGGGUCAUUCUUGAUACUUGAAAGAAUUGGGCCAGUGGCUUAUAGAUUACAGUUGCCACCAGAGUUAAAGAAGAUCCAUAAUGUUUUUCAUGUUUCAUUGUUGAAGAAGUAUGUACCAGAUCCGUCGCAUGCACUUGAAACACCUCCAGUUGAACUCCGAGAAGAUUUGACUUUUGAAGUGAGACCUGUUCGUAUCCUUGAUCGGCUAGAAAAAGUGCUUCGGGGAAAGGUGGUGCCAGUUGUAAAAGUUCUUUGGAGAAGUGAUCAGAUUGAGGAGUUGACUUGGGAACUCGAGCGGUUCAUGAGAAAGAAAUAUCCUCAUUUAUUCGAGUGA
Molecule: messenger RNA, 621 nt
Organism: Dioscorea cayenensis subsp. rotundata (Guinea yam)
Lineage: Eukaryota; Viridiplantae; Streptophyta; Magnoliopsida; Dioscoreales; Dioscoreaceae
Exons: 1
Coding region: 1-621 (206 amino acids)
Source: RefSeq, a predicted model, not a curated record